CUCUCUCAGUAGUAACAUUUGUAACAAUCUGAGAGCACACCUCCACUCCAAACUGGCAUGCACUAACUGCUGUCCCGCUGCGGCUUCCGUAGCUUACAGUGGAGUUAAAAUGGCUGCUCCUGUUGACAACGAUUUGAUUGAAAGCGAUUUGCCCAAAGCUGUGCAGCUGCUGAAUAAUCUCACAGAACAGGUGGCCUCGGUGACAAGUCAUGUCCGUGAGCUGUUGACUAAAGCCAAAGAUGGAGCAUUUAAGACGUCGAAGGGUUUGUCUUUCUUGGACCUUCGGUACCACCUGCUGCUCUUCUACCUCCAGGACCUCACUCACCUGAUCAGCAUCAAGACAGAAGGAGGCAAAAUAAAAGACAGUGAUGCCUUAACCCGAGUGGUCACAGUCAGAACGAUCCUGGAGAAGAUGCGACCCCUAGACCACAAACUUAAGUACCAGAUUGAUAAACUGGUGCGCACAGCUGUUACUGGCAGUUUAGCUGAAAAUGACCCGCUGCAGCUGCGUCCUAAUCCAGAGAAUCUCAUCAGCAAACUGAGUGAAUCCGAGUCUGAAGAUGAAAUGGAGAACAAGGCAGCUUCAGAGAAGAAAGCAGCCCACUCUAGUGGCAAGAAAUAUGUACCACCAAAGAUUGCCCCGGUGCAUUAUGAUGGUGACAUGACAGAGGCAGACAAGAAGGCAGCACAAGUGGAGCGUCAUCGACGAGCAGCUCUCCGAAGUUCUGUGAUCCAGGAGCUGAGACAGCAGUACAGCGACGCCCCGGAGGAGAUCAGAGACAAACGGGACUUCCAGAGCGAGCGGGAGAGCCGCGAGGAGCUCCACAGGAAGAACUAUGAGGAGUCGAUGAUGGUGCGUCUCAAUGUGCCAAAGCAUCAGAGGAAUGCGAGAAAGAGAGGCAUGAUGUCCAUGUCCAACCAGCUGAGCAGCAUAACGCGCUUUGGUGACAUCACAGCUCUGACUGGCGGCGAGGCCGAGCAGGGUGGGGAUAACCCGCGACCUAAGAGAAAGAAGAAACUCAUGAAGAAGAAUACCAAAAGAAAAGCGUUCAAGAAGCACAGAUAGACCUGGAGCGUACCCCUCGCUGUAAGAAGACUGAAAAAAAUGAAGAGGACUUCUUACAAAGUAUCUGUAAACAGUGUAUUAAAGUAAAACAAUUCCUCAUGAGCUCCUCUGGCUUACAGUGAAUGUCACCUUUUAAAUAAACAUUUAUAUGGACUCUUUCAA
Messenger RNA from Archocentrus centrarchus (flier cichlid), 1228 nucleotides. It is a transcript of the gene ngdn, whose product is annotated as neuroguidin, EIF4E binding protein. NCBI's taxonomy places the organism in Eukaryota, Metazoa, Chordata, Actinopteri, Cichliformes, Cichlidae. The record is from RefSeq and is a predicted model, not a curated record. The coding region runs from base 110 to 1066 and encodes 318 amino acids. Gene Ontology annotation, biological process: maturation of SSU-rRNA from tricistronic rRNA transcript (SSU-rRNA, 5.8S rRNA, LSU-rRNA). The transcript is spliced from 11 exons. Gene Ontology annotation, cellular component: small-subunit processome; nucleolus.